AUGGCGUCCUCGACCAAUAUCAAGGUUGUUUGUCGGUUUCGGCCCCCAAAUGCUCUCGAACUCAGAGAGGGCGGCGAUAUCGUAGUCGCCUUUGAUGAGAAUCUUCAGACCGUGCAAAUGAAGAACUCGCAGGCCGUUUCUGGGCCAGAGAAGGAUGGAUUCACAUUCGACAGAGUUUUUCCGAUGGGCACGAAACAACACGAAGUAUUCGAUUACGGUGUUAAAGACAUUGUGAAAGAUGUCCUGGAUGGCUACAAUGGCACGGUCUUUGCGUAUGGCCAGACUGGUAGUGGAAAGACAUUCACCAUGAUGGGCGCGGACAUUGACUCUUCGGAUCUGAAGGGAAUUAUACCCCGCAUCACGGAACAGAUUUUUAAAUCAAUCGUGGAAUCGGACUCUCACCUUGAAUAUGUCGUCAAGGUAUCCUACUUGGAGAUCUACCUUGAACGUAUACGCGACCUCCUUGCCCCCCAAAAUGACAACCUCCAGGUACACGAGGAAAAAUCAAGAGGCGUGUAUGUAAAGAAUCUUUCGGAUUACUACGUUAGCAGUGCUCGUGAGGUCUACGAGAUAAUGAGACAGGGAGGGGCCGCGAGAGUUGUCACUUCGACCAACAUGAACGCUGAAUCUUCGCGGUCGCAUUCCAUUUUUCUCAUCACGAUCCAGCAACGCAAUACCGAAACUGGGGCUCAGAAGAGUGGCAACCUGUACCUUGUGGACCUUGCCGGAUCCGAGAAAGUGGGAAAGACAGGUGCUUCGGGACAAACUCUGGAAGAAGCAAAGAAGAUCAACAAGUCACUUUCUGCUCUCGGCAUGGUCAUAAAUGCUCUGACGGACUCGAAGGUCAAACAUAUUCCGUAUCGUGAUUCGAAACUCACCCGUAUACUGCAAGAGUCUCUCGGUGGUAACUCGCGCACGACGUUGAUCAUCAACUGCUCGCCUUCACAAUACAACGAGUCUGAAACGCUUUCAACCCUCCGUUUUGGUAUCCGAGCCAAGUCAAUCAAGAACACUGCUCGCGUCAAUGCGGAGCUCUCUCCGUUGGAGCUCAAGGGUCUUCUAUCAAAAGCUCAGCUUGCGAACACUAGACAUCUGUCAUAUAUCCAGUCAUUAGAAGCCGAGCUUGCUAUCUGGCGUGCUGGUGGCCAUGUCGAACCAAGCGAAUGGACUUCCGCUGACAAGCCGACUACUGGCGCUACUGCUACAAAGAAAGCGACUUCAUCCCCUGCGCUUUCUACCACAAGAAGCAUGACUCCAGUGAAUCCUGUAUUGGAGGGUCUCCGAUCAGAGAUGAUCAUCGAUAGUCGACCGCAGACACCGACGGCCGUAGGCUUGGACAAGGAUGAGCGAGAAGAAUUCCUCAGGAGAGAGAACGAGCUUAGCGAUCAACUUGCAGAGAGGGAGAGCCUGCUCAAUGCCGCAGAGAAGCUCACCAAGGAACUUCGCGAAGAGUUGGCAUACCUCAAGGAGCAGGAGGCGGCAGCUUCGAAGGAGAAUAAAUCGAUGUCGACUCAACUCAACGAGCUCCGCCUGCAAGUCGAGCGUCUGGAUUACGACAACAAGGAGGGCAUCAUAACCAUAGACAUCCUGAAGGAGCAAAAUCAAGAUGCGAAGAGUGAGUUGGAGGAGCUCAAGAAGGUCAUUACCGAUCUGCGCUCGACUCAGAGAGACGCAUCGGCGGAGGACAAGGAGAAGCGCAAGCAGGAGAAGAUGGCGUUGAUGAUGGCUAAAUUCGAUGCCCAAGGCACAUUCUCCGAGAAAGACGAGCAACUUCGUCAGCUUCUUGCUAAGCUUGAUACUAUUGACACUGCAGGCGCUCUCUCAACAUUGAGCGUCGACGAUGUUGUUGCUGCAAGGAGGCAGCUCACAGAAAGCCAUUCACUUGUACGCGAGACGGUCGAUCGCCUCCGGCAAAGCCAAGAAGAGAAUGAGAUGGUUACUCGUCGCAGAGACGAGCUCGAGGCUCGGUUCUUAUCACUGGAAGCUGAUUAUGAGGAGCUUCUUGAGAAAACCAUCCAUGAUGAGGAGACAAGCAAUGCUGACAUCGUGGAGUCCAUGGCCGAGUUCAAGAACAAGCUAGAGAUGCAAUACGCGGCUAAACGCGACGCAAACAUCAGCGAAGUGGCUGAUCUCAAGCAGCAACUGGAGUUGAAAUCGAACGAGAUUCGCACUCUUAAUGCAUCCAUUGACAGUCUGAAGAGCGUCAAUGAAGAGCUCAAGCGUGCGUUUGCGGUGACUUCUGCGGGCAUCGAGGGAGGGAAGAAUCUGGCUGAGAGCGCGCAGGACCUCGAGCGAACCCGGAAAGCAAUUAACGUGCAGUUGGCAGAGUUCGAUGGGGUGAAGAAAUCCCUCGUACGGGAUCUGCAGAACCGCUGCGAGAAGGUCGUCGAGCUUGAAAUUCAAUUGGAUGAGAUCAAAGAACAGUACAACAACGUCAUUCGAAACAGUAAUAGUAAAGCGCAGCAGAAGAAAAUGGCAUUCCUGGAGCGGAACUUGGAGCAAUUAACGUUACUCGUCGACCAGAACUCGGCGUUGAAAAAGGAGGCUGGAAUCGCUGAGCGAAAAUUACUCGCGCGAAAUGAGCGGAUACAGAACUUGGAAACUCUCUUGCAGGACGCUGACCGUCGGUUAGCUAUCCAAAACCAGAAGUUUGAAACACAGCUCCAAUCAGUUAAAGAGCGACUAGAGCAGGCACGAGCCCAGAAGACUUCAAGUCCGAUAAACUUUGGGCGUAUCGCCAAGCCACUGCGGGGUGGCGGGGGUUCUACAGCAACGCCUGGGCCUGUUGCCACACCUGCAGCUGUUUCAAGCGGUGCACCGUCAGGAAACUCUUUAACUCGCAUCCAGAACGAAGACGGAAGUGGAGGUUAG
Messenger RNA from Suillus subalutaceus, 2871 nucleotides. Its product is annotated as kinesin heavy chain. The record is from RefSeq and is a predicted model, not a curated record. Gene Ontology annotation, molecular function: ATP binding; microtubule binding; microtubule motor activity. The coding region runs from base 1 to 2871 and encodes 956 amino acids. Lineage: Eukaryota; Fungi; Basidiomycota; Agaricomycetes; Boletales; Suillaceae. Gene Ontology annotation, biological process: microtubule-based movement. The transcript is spliced from 16 exons.